CGAAUUUCAUGUAAUACCGAAAUAAAACCGUUACCAGUGAAAUAUUUAACACAAUCGUCUACUUGAUUGCAAUUAAUACUCAUCGUGCGGCUACAAUGUUGUCGUAUUAGGCAUUCUGAAAGCAACUUUCUCCAUUAUCAAUAAUCUUAAUCUCGAUGAAAAUAGUUUUCGAAUUUGAAAUUUCUGUUUCGACGUUAUAACGUGGAAACGUUAAAAACGAUUAAUAUUUUGUUACACAAAGCUUUAUGGUUCUAUUCUUGUCUAUCAUAUUUUGAGAAAAUUGUUACUUGUCAUCUGAUUGUGAUUCACGAAUUGUUUAAUAUCGGUAUCCUGGAGAAAGUAUCCGCUACAAUGAUGUCGAUCGAAUGCUACUCACGUUUUAUGCCAAUUGCUUCCGUGGUAUAUAGUUCCCCACAGAAUUUCUUGGCAUCGUAAUACCAUUGUGAUUCUCGCCGACGAUAAUACUGCGCUUCUAUUAUACGAAUAUCACAUUAAGAUAAUUUGUAUAAGUUUUCAUAAUGUUGAAACACGCGAUUGUCGUCAGUGCAUUGUGUUACCUCGUCAUAGCUGAGCCACCCGUUCAAGCUGUAAAGCCGAACAUAAUAGGAAGUUCCGAACAACAUACCUCUUUCAGUUUUAUCCGACCGGGAUUAACGCAAACAUCGUUCGCAUUCAACGGGCCGAGUUCCCAUCAAUCUUUCGCAUCUAGUAUCGGCAAUCCUCAGUUAGCGCAAAAAGUUUUGCCAAGUUUAGCGCAUGCCCUCGCCUAUAGAAAUCCUGGCUUAGGGUAUUAUUCAUUUGGCUCUAUCCCGAAUGGUGCGAUUCCGCAACAACCAACUUUUGCAGCAUCUGCAAUCGGACCAUUAGCUUAUCAGGCGGUUGCAGAUCCCGCUACUACAUUAGCGUACAUGCAGCAAUUGCAGCAGCCACAACAAGCAUAUUUGCAUGCAUAUCAACCGAAUACUGCUUACCAGUUACAAUUAGCGCAAUUGCUUGCGCUUAGACAGGCACAGCUUGCGCAAGCUCAACAAGGACAAUUACAAGCAGUUCAGUCAGAGCAGGUGCCUGAACAAAUUCAGUUACAACGGCAAGAACAGCAACCAGAACGACAGCAAAAUUUAUUAGGAAUCGCUUACUCAUCUGCCCCAUCUGUGGCGCAUGUAAAGGUUUCCGGAAAUGGAUACAAGUUCAACUUUUAAUGUUAGAUAUGGUUAUUGUUUUAUAUUGUACAUAACACAGAAAUAAUUCUUCUUUAAUUAUAAUUUUUGACACAUAUAUAUGCAGAACACGAGCGCAUUGAUAUUUAUUGUAAAAAGAUAUAUUACAAAUAAGAGAAUUCACACAUAUAUUUUGCAUACUCAAGUAGCAAUCAAGCAUAAUAUUUAAAAAUUACUCACUGCAAUUAUUUUAUAAAAAUAAAA
Cataglyphis hispanica is the source of this 1421-nucleotide messenger RNA. RefSeq names its product negative elongation factor A-like. The record is from RefSeq and is a predicted model, not a curated record. Bases 519 to 1199 code for a protein of 226 amino acids. NCBI's taxonomy places the organism in Eukaryota, Metazoa, Arthropoda, Insecta, Hymenoptera, Formicidae. The transcript has 4 exons.